CAGGUGUCCCCAGGGCUGCUCUGUCAGCGUUAAAUCCCGGCUAGUGGCUCGGCGGUCCGCUGCUGCGUGGAGAUAGACGGCACUGGGGCUGCAGCUGGGAGCAGAGUGCAUUUCCUGCAUACCUCCCCUCUGUUGCCUUCUCUCCCUCCUCUCCCCCACUUGGGGCUUGUGAGUGAGAGCGCUGCGCUAAAAGCUUGCUCUUCUCUCUCGCCUCUCUACCUCUGACACACACUCUCUCUCUCUCUCCCUUUUCUCUUCCUCACUCAAAGACAGGAGUCUCCGAAAGCAGCUGACGCUUUCCGUAUUUCCCACUAAGCAUCAUUUCAUUGACGUUUUUUCUCUUCAAGCACUUUCUUUUUUUUUUUUUUGCCCCCCUAUAUUUUUCCUCUGAGCUGGAUUUCACAGCUGCUGAGGUGACAUUAGGCGUCUGGACGCAACAGAGGUGCGAAGGACAGAGCAAUUGGGAGACAACUUUCCCCCCUGCAAUCAGCGUAACACUUAUGUCACCAGAGGAGGAGUGUUUGUUUUGAGAAAGAUUUACCUUUGUGUUUAAUUUUUCAGCCGUUUCUGACGGGAGGUACGGGCAUUUUCGCGGCUGGAGAUUUUUUCCAGCAAGUGGAAAGUUUGGGACGCGGCAUGGCUGAUGGAACUGCAGCUGCCUACUGAAGCUCUUCCUCCAAUUCAGUCCAGGAAUGACGACGGCGACCAUGGAGCCUGUAGGAAUCUUGGUGGAAAGGGGCGCCAACGCCACCGUCCCACCCGUGAGCUCUCACCAGGACGCCGCCGCUACCGUCACCAUCGGCACCAUCCUCUCCAUCAUGUGCUUCGUCGGCGUCUCGGGGAACAUUUACACCCUGGUGGUCAUGUGCCACUCCAUGAGGACCGCGGCGUCCAUGUACAUCUACAUCAUCAACCUGGCUCUGGCAGAUCUGCUGUACCUUCUCACCAUCCCCUUCGUGGUGUGCACACACUUCCUGAAGGGCUGGUACUUCGGAGACCCGGGCUGUCGGAUACUGAUCAGCAUGGAUUUCCUGACCAUGCACGCCAGCAUUUUCACGCUGACCAUCAUGAGCACGGAGCGAUACUUUGCGGUGCUCAAGCCCCUGGACACAGUCAAGCGGUCUAAAAGUUACCGGAAGGCUAUCGCGGUGCUGGUCUGGGUAGCCUCUCUAAUCCUCACCUUGCCUAUGAUUGUGACCAUUCAGCUUACGACAGUCGGGAAGAAGGCAAUGUGCCUGCCCACUUUAUCCCAGCAGUCUUACAAGAUUUACAUCUCUUUUCUGUUUUGCACAAGUAUCGUUGCUCCGGGACUGAUCAUUGGGUAUCUCUACAUCCAGCUAGCACGGACUUACUGGAUAUCGCAAACAAGAAGCUUCAAGCAGACCAAGAAACUACCUAAUCAAAAGGUGCUGUACCUGAUCUUCACCAUCGUGCUCCUCUUCUGGGCGUGCUUCUUGCCCUUUUGGAUCUGGCAGCUGCUCAGCCAGUUCUGCCCCUCCUUGCCCCUCUCCACCAAAGUCAAACGCAACAUCAACUACCUGACCACAUGCCUGACGUACUCCAACAGCUGCAUCAACCCGUUCCUCUACACGCUGCUCACCAAGAACUACAAGGAGUACCUGAGGAAGCACAAGAGGUCGUGGUCGGCCGGGAGCUACUUCAACAGACGGAACCGUUUUCAGCGGUCGCCCCGCAGGUCGCCGUCCGCCAGCAGUCAGCAAUGCACCGAGAGCUUCAUGCUCACACACACGGCUUCCCUGCGUGCUCACAACAGCAGCCUGUGCGGUAGGAGCAGCCGUCUUCCGGCUUGAAGUAGUGUAAUGUAAUGAAACGAAGAGAAGAGGAAACAAAUGGAGGGAAAAUCAAGGGAAAACAGAUCAGAAACUCUUCGUUAUUUGCGAGAGAAGACGACAAUGACAGAAGCUGUUUGGGCGUUUUAUUUUUCGCAGCGACUGAAUGACAAUAAACUGUUGCCGCUUUAGAGGUUUUCACGUCUACGUCGGCCUCCUCUGAAACUUCCUGGCAUAAAAAGAAAAGAGAAACGUUUUAAAGACUCUCUGUUUUACUCUACCUUCAUCUUGUUUUAUAUUAUGUCAACCUGCAUGCAGAAUUCUUUGAAAUUCUUCCUAUAAUCGAGUUUGGAUUAUUGGGUUUGAAGCACGGGUAAAGGAAUCAGAAUUGAUUUUAUUGGAUAUUUUUUUAAUAAUUUAUAUUUUAAGAAGAAAGAACAUGUUGUGUAUAAAGAUGUGUGUUAGGAAGUACUUUUUGUCUUGUUGAAAAUAAUAUAAGGAUAAAAAAAAAACGGGUCGGGUUUGGUUGAUUUUUCUUUUUCUUUUUUGCUGUUGGGAAAACUUGUCAAAUUUCACUUUUAUUAAUAAUAAAAAAAAAUGUUUUUUACAUUUUGUUAAAACCGUCCUUAUGUCAUGACAGUAUAAUCUGGGGAGGGGGGGGGGGGAUCAAGCCUUUCUUCCUCCCUGUGGUCUUACUGCCAUCUGCAACCAAUCAGAGCCAGGAGGCGGGUCUUAGCGUAACCUGGUCACUUCGCUUGGAAUCAGAAACUGAGAACACAGCUAAUCCGCAGCUUCUUUUCGUCAGCAUUUUCAAAUCUUUAUUUAAAAUUUGCAAAACUGUGGAUGGAUGGAAACAUGACUAAUGAGAGUUGAGUUGCAGAACUGCCACUGACGUCAAAAUCUAAUCUGAUCAAAUACUCGCCUCAACCUACAAAUUAUUUUACAGCUAAAGUUCAUUACCAAGAAGCAAAGAUGAAAGAAGAUCAACCAAACACAAAUGUUCUUGAUUUUUGUGCUGUAAUGUAUGAUAUAUAAAUAGGAUGAAAAAUACUCAUAUCUGGGAAAACUCCUGAACUUGUCUUAAUGUGACAAAGCUCUCCAUGAGUCUACAAAAAUGUGUUUUUAUUUAAAUACCUUUUAUUUGAGAUCCAUCCAAAAAUCAUCCAAUGAUGUGAAUUGGUAGAUUUUAAUUUUGACUGGUUAAAAAAAAAAAAAAAAUCCCAGCCAUUUUCCAAUAUGUGAAUGUACUGUAC
Molecule: messenger RNA, 3043 nt
Organism: Gambusia affinis (western mosquitofish)
Lineage: Eukaryota; Metazoa; Chordata; Actinopteri; Cyprinodontiformes; Poeciliidae
Gene: uts2r1
Product: urotensin-2 receptor
Exons: 4
Coding region: 693-1811 (372 amino acids)
Biological process (GO): regulation of blood pressure; neuropeptide signaling pathway; blood vessel diameter maintenance
Cellular component (GO): membrane
Molecular function (GO): urotensin II receptor activity
Source: RefSeq, a predicted model, not a curated record